This is a messenger RNA of Fopius arisanus, 1592 nucleotides long. RefSeq lists its product as uncharacterized. NCBI's taxonomy places the organism in Eukaryota, Metazoa, Arthropoda, Insecta, Hymenoptera, Braconidae. Bases 718 to 1434 code for a protein of 238 amino acids. The transcript has 5 exons. The record is from RefSeq and is a predicted model, not a curated record.
AGAGAAUAUAGAAACAAUAUAAUCUUUCCGAAUGUAGAUUUUGUUGGGGGUUAAUUGUAUUCAUUUAAUUUAUUAUUAUUAUUAUUAUUAUUGAGUAUUCAUUGUUUAUUUUCAGGGGAAGUUAGUCGUGAGUAGUAUGGAUGAUUAUGGAGUUUUAAACAAUGACGAAUGUUAAUUAUCACUCCGGCAAUUUUCCACUGCGAUGAAACUCAAAACUCCAUUUAUGUGUUUAAUUAUAUUUUAAAUGGUGUAUUGAGGGCAAGUGUUGCGGUAAUCGCAUACUCAUGAAAUUUUUCAUAAUUCGUGGGGGUGAGAAAAAUAUUUGGAGCUGAUCGUGGAAUGGAGAAUAUAUCGUGAGCUGAGGGGCCUGCGAUUUCGAGAUUUUUAUGAAAAACUGAUCAAUACCAAGAAUCGAUUAUUGCAGUUCAACAUUUUUCCACUGAUUGCCCUCUAAAACAAAAUCCAUGAAAAUUUCUAUUUAUCAAAAUAAUGAAAUCAGUGUAUCAAGUAUCCUUAUCGAUUCGAAUAAACAACACGUGGACUCCAGGUGAUUAAAUAGGAUGAGUUUUUUUUGUCACAUAUUUCACUGUUUGCAAUACAACGCAAUAUAAAAAUCACCGAAGCACAUUGAUUCGUGCGGUAUAAAAUAAUUGGGCGAGACUAGCUGACGAUCAAAAAUUACUAGAGUCCAGGGAAAAUACAUACAACUGAUCCAACAUGAAGUACUGGGCCCAUAUUUUCGUCUUGUUAUCAGUAGCACUUGUAUGCCACAGUGAAGACUCCUUGCUAGUGAUCAGCCAUGAUGUCAGCAAAAUCCGUGAAAUAAAUUUAAAAUACAAAACUCAACUGCUAAAUCACCGGCACACCCACGAAAAAUUACAGAACAACUCGCGAAUUUUAGUAGAGAGUGAGAUAAAAAAUGCAUUGAAGGAAAUUAUUAUGAGAGCUGAAAACACGAACCACACGUGCGUGUUGUCGAUGGCAAAUGAUUUCUCCUUUAUGCAAAAAAUAUACUUGGCUAGUCUCUCGAGCUGUUCUCUGGCCCAUUCACCCAAUUGGACGUCGAUCGUGACAAAUCUCGAUUUAUUGAUCGCCACUGCAGCGAAAAUCCAGAAGAAAAUCGAUCAAGUGAUGCUCUAUUGCUUUUUCAACUUCCACAGAAUCCUCAUCCAUCCAUGCACGAACUCGCAAAUUCCAAAAUUACAGAAAGCCGCAUCUGACUAUCGCCAAAGUACCUUCAACUUUCACUAUUACAUUGAAAAUGCGUUUACCCUGCAAACUCUCCAAAUAACCCACUGUAGUGGUGUUUACGAGAAUAUAAACACGGCAAGGGCGAUGGCCGUACAAUGUCUGGAAAAAAAAAAUAUCGAUGAAAAAUCAUCGAGCUCCAAUAUAAACAUUACGUCACCACAUAUUCAACCGAUUGUUCUCUGAACAAAAAAGAAAUUGUGCUUCGUCUGAAGUAAGUGAUGCGUAGCACUGAAAUGGAGCACCUGAACAAAUAUAGUACGUGAGGAACAAUUAAAAAUUCCAUAUUCCUAUUGGUUAAAAAUGUCCGGCGAACAUGAAAAAUAAUUAGAAAAAUUAUUCGA